Messenger RNA from Polyodon spathula (Mississippi paddlefish), 5253 nucleotides. RefSeq names its product immunoglobulin superfamily DCC subclass member 4-like. The record is from RefSeq and is a predicted model, not a curated record. The transcript has 20 exons. Gene Ontology annotation, molecular function: protein binding. Bases 125 to 3928 code for a protein of 1267 amino acids. NCBI's taxonomy places the organism in Eukaryota, Metazoa, Chordata, Actinopteri, Acipenseriformes, Polyodontidae. Gene Ontology annotation, biological process: axon guidance; cell-cell adhesion. Gene Ontology annotation, cellular component: plasma membrane; axon.
ACAAGAUGGCGAUGGACUGGAGAGAGGGUUCUCCUAUAACUGUUACUUUGAAAAAAAAAUCUAUAUAAAUUACAAAAAACAUCCUUGCGCUUUUUUUGUUGUUGCUGGUAAUCAAAGGGUUUACAUGGCGCUGGACGGUCUCUGCUUUCUCUGCCUCGCUUCGCUGACCCUCGCUGCUCUUCUAACCUCUCAAGAUAAAGCUUAUUCCCUGGAGCUGAGCUGCAGCGCUGGUCCGGUUCAUGUUGUUCUAGAACCCGCCCAAGAGCUGAUGCUGGACUGUAACCUGCCGGCUGUGGAGCAGCCCGUCCACAUCUCCUGGGAAAAGGACGGUGUGCCGGUAGUGAGCAAUGGGAUUCUGCAGGUGCUGCCCAACGGCUCCCUCUCUGUCCUGCAGGUCGUGCAUGAGGGCAGGGUCCAGGAGCGCCGGAGCAGUGCUGAGGGGAGCUACUCCUGCACCGUGAGCAGCUCAUUCGGGGCCAUCGCCAGCCGCACAGCCGUCAUCAGAGACACCACUCUCUCCCGGUUCCUGCAGCACCCCGAGUCUCAAGUGGUGCAGCAGAGUGGCCUGGCGCGGUUCCAGUGCAGAAUUGACGGGCUCCCAACGCCGAUCAUCACCUGGGAAAAAGACCAGUCCCUCCUCCCCGACCAAGCCAGAUUCACCCCUCUCCCGAACGGUGUCCUGCAGAUUGUCAAUGUGCAGGGAGAGGAUGCAGGGGCGUACCGCUGUGUGGCAGCAAACGCGGCUCGGACUCGCUACAGCCAGGACGCAGUGCUCACCGUCACCGAAGGUCCUCCGUCGGGGCAGGGGGACGUGGUGAUCAUUGCCGCCCCCAGAAACACGACGGUGGUGGCGGGGAAGACCGCGGUGAUGGAGUGCAUGGCCCAGGCAGACCCCACCCCCUUCGUGUCCUGGAUCCGACAGGAUGGAAAGCCCAUUGCCACCGAUGCUGUAGUUCUGUCCACUAACCUUCUGAUUGCUGAUACCCAGUCCUACCACGCCGGGGUGUACGUCUGUCGAGCCAACAAGCCGAAGACCCGGCAGUUUGUGAAUGCUGCAGCUGCGCUGCGAGUGCUGUCUCCCCCGGUCAUUACGCAGUUGCCCGAAACCAUCUCCCGGACGCGGGCAAGCACGGGCCGCUUCGUGUGCAAGGCAUCUGGGGAGCCGGCCCCUGCCAUCACCUGGAUGAAGAAUGGCCAGCUCAUCCACUCCAACGGGCGGGUGAAGAUCCAGAGCUCCGGCAGCCUGGUAAUCAACCAGAUCGCGGUGGAGGACUCUGGAUACUACCAGUGCAUCGCUGAGAACAACCUGGGCACUGCCUGCGCCACCGCCAGGCUCUCGGUCAUCGUCCGCGAGGGGCUUCCCAGCAACCCCCACAGCGUGUCGGCCGCCACCCUGUCCAGCACCGCCGUCCUGGUGACCUGGGAGCGGCCCGAGCACAACAGCGAACAGAUCAUCGGCUUCUCCCUGCACUACCAGAGGGCUGCAGGAGGCACGGACAAUGUAGAAAACCAAUUUGCAGUGAACAACGACACCACUGAGUUUCAGGUGAAAGACUUGGAGCCCAACACGAAUUAUACCUUCUAUGUAGUGGCUUAUUCCCCGCUGGGCGCCAGUCGGACAUCUAACUUGGUCACUGUCCACACCUCGGAGGAUGUCCCCAGUGCCCCGCCUCAGCUGUCUCUGUUGAGCACGACUCCGACCGACAUCCGCGUCAUGUGGUUCCCCCUAUCCGCAGAGCUGAGCCAGGGCAAGGUGACCAAGUACAGGAUCGACUACUGCACAGUGGAGGAGGUAGAUCAGAUCUAUUCCAUUGAAGUGGCUGGAAACGAAACGCAGGUGCCCCUGCAUUCACUGCAUCCCAACAAGACUUACAAGGUGCGGAUUGCAGCGGGAACCAGCGCUGGCUUCGGAGACCCCUCUGAGUGGACACAACACCGAACCCCCGACAGGGACAACCAGACCAUGGUUCUCUUUGCUCCCCUGGAACUGAAGGUCAGGGCCAAGGUGGACUCCCUUCACGUCAUGUGGCAGCCGCCGUCCAGUCACGCGCAGAUCUCUGGAUACAAGCUGUGUUACCGGGAGGCGGAGCUUGAGAAUUUAGCCAAUGAAGAUCCACCAGACUCUCCGAGAAGGGAGACCUGGGCCAGGUCACCCAUCAGGCUGAAAAAGAAAGUGAAGCAGUAUGAGAUCACGGGCCUAGCCCCUGACCGGCUCUAUGAAGUGAAGGUCAUGGCCUUCAGCAAGCAUGAGGAUGGCUAUGCGGCAGUGUGGAAGGGCAGGACAGAGAGGGCACCGCUCACUAUGGGAGAGCCCCCGGUGCAGAAGGUCCCCCCUCUUCCCCCCAGCAGUGUGCAGGCUGUGUCCAACAGCUCCACCUCCAUCUGGCUCAGGUGGGAGAAACCAAGCUUCCGCACGGUGAAGAUUGUGAACUACACUGUGCGCUGCAACCCCUGGGCCGUCAAAAACGCCUCUCUAGUCUCCUAUUACAUCAGCUCUGAAGAGCAGAUCCUCCUCACUGGACUCAAGCCCUACACCAAGUAUGAGCUGGCAGUCCAGUCCAAUGCAGUGGGGGUGGACGGUCCCUUUAGCAAAGUGGUGGAGCAGUCCACUCUACCCGAUAGGCCGUCCUCUCCCCCCUCAGGGCUGCAGCUGAGCCCCUUGGGUCCCCACUCUGUGCUGGUGCGCUGGCAGCCCCCGCUGGAGCCCAAUGGGCUUAUUGUGGAGUAUGUGGUCCUCUACAGCUCCAACAGCACCCAGCCAGACAGCAUGUGGAGCUCGCUGUCCCGAGAGGGGAACAUCUUCAGUGCAGAGGUCAAGGGGCUGGAAAGCGGCACCAGGUAUUUCUUCAAGAUGGGUGCAAAGACGGUGAUGGGAGCCGGGCCCUAUUCACAGGUGAAGGAAGCACACGCCCUCCCGGAGAAACACUCCGAGCCUGAUAUCCUGGAUAUCCACUCAGUGACUGGGAUCAUCGUGGGGGUCUGUCUGGGGCUGCUGUGCAUUCUGCUGUGCAUGUGGGUCAGCUUCCGCACCAGCAAACAGAGAGAGAUUCCCCAGGGCCCAGACUUGCACAGCUCCACCAGUCCCCACUCUCUGUACCGCAAGGGCCGGCCUGCCCCCAUCACCCAGCUGGAGUGUCACGACUGCCACGAGCUCGAGACGCUGAUGUCACCGUGGCCGGAGGACACCUCCCUGCCACUGACCGGAAUCACUGAGCUUACCGAGGAGCACAGCCUCAUGGGAACCAGCCUGGCAGAAGACAGCCUCCACAUCGAGCUCAAGCCUGCAUGGAAUGGGUCGGUUAGUCGCAACUGGGCCAAUAACAUAACCAGCUACCGCGACGCCAUCACAGAGGGAUCUCCGGCGGUGACAAACGGGGCAGUGGGUCCCCCGAGCGAGCCGGCCAUGGAGAGGCUGCUUCAGACAGCGGCUUCAGAGUCCAGCAAGAGUGAAGUGAAGAAUAAAGCCACACCAUUGGUGAGCACCCAUCAGAUGGAAGCGCUGGUCAUUGUCCAUUCAGAACUGUCAGAGUCUGACAGGAACGGGGCGGGCCCCGUGCAGUACACACAGGGGGAUGAUGGGGAAGCCAUGGAGGAAGAGGAUAGCGACGUCCUAUUGACCAAUCAGAACAUUGCCGACAGCAACGAGGCAGGCAGAGAGAGGGGCAGCCCUGUCCUGCUGAACCACAAUGGGAAGAAGGCAGGAAAGCCGGAGUUGGGCGAUUCUCACGGCCUUCCCAACGGCUUCCACAUCGCUGAGGACCACAACCAGUCACUGGAGAACGGAGACUCUCUUCAGCAUGACAACAGGAACUGUCAGCCAGCAAAGUGCCAGCCUUUCCCCACAGGCCCACAGGAGCACCCCCAGCAGUUUGCUAGCUCUGGUAUCAUAAACUCUACCUCAACAACCGACAACUACUUGUGUCCGUAACCACUGAAUGGGCAACAAAGUCACUUUGGUCAUGGGAGAGCAGUAAGGCAUGUGUCAUGUUUUGUUCUAUAACGUCGUGACACCCACACAACCAGCAACAUUUUUCAGUUGAUUGGAGCAGCAUGCAUUUUCAGUUGUGAUUGCAGUCUGCAUACAACACAAAGGCUUUGGAUGUGGAACAAAGAGGCAAAACUAUGAUGCAUUACAAUUUUUGUCCAUCGUGAACAAACCUCCCAAUACGAUGGGAUAUAGAAACUUAGCCCUUUUUACAACCCACAGACAAUUUGGUUUUAUUAUAAGGUUUGUUUUAACCAAAACCUGAAGAGAACAUAAGGUUUACCUGUACACUAACAGCAGCCUAGGUAGAAAUUAAUGUAUAUGUUAUUUGAUAACAUAGGAAAAUUGAUGCUCUUAAUAUUACACAGAUAUAUUCAAUAUUAUCACCCAAGCUAUUAUUAAUGCUUUAUUUAUUUAUUUGAAAAGCACAUAUCUCCAAUGCUAGUAUUUCCUUCAUUUUAUAAUCUCCCUUAAAUAUUAUUACCUGUAUCCUGUAACAUCACUGAAGCCUGUCUUUAAUUCACAGGAACGAGACCAUCGCCAGUAACUGCUUCUCACACUUGAAGGAAUUCGCUAACAGGGAGAAACUUUACGGGGUAUACCCAUACAGUAGAGUACCUUUUGAAUCUAAACAAAGAUUCCAGUCUUCCUAAAGUCUGAACUCCACAUUGAAUAUCUGCAGUGACAUGCUGUUUAGCGCGCCCAUGGUCACAGUGAGUUCAGUUGUCUCUGUGUACACAACCACAAAAACUCACACAAGUGGCUGAAGCAGCAGCCUUUAAUUGCCCUCUAUGAGUGCCUCUUACAACUUUCACUACAGCAGAACCUCUUCCAAGAUGUGGUUGAGGAACGGAGCCUGGACUUUGCAUUGGGUUCUCAUGCCUAGUAUUUUAGGUACAGCGUCAGUGUAUUUGUUUUUCUGGGAUUGCUUUCUGUUUCGUUUUCCAAGGUGAAGUAAUAUGUGUGUUUUUAGAGUAACAUUUUAAUAGUCUCCUCCAUGUUUUUCCUCCCAGACAACAGAACUACCUCAUGUCUGUUAAGAAUAGUUUUACUCCCUUUUUUUUUUAUUUUAUUGCAGUUCGAUACAGUUUUUAAACGGUGCACUGCCUUUCUUCUGAGACGACCUUUGCAUUGGUUGUUAAAUGCCUUUUUCUCCCAUUUUAUGUACCUUUUGACUUCUUUCUUCCUUUCACGCCUGCUGUAUCCCAGAUAAAUGGCCCUCAAAUGAGCAGUAACACCGUUAAAAGGAGCAGGAUACAGAUUUGGAG